AAUGCUUGAGACAGUUGAAACCAGUAUGCUUAUACAACAUAGAGCAAAGGAAGUUGUACCCAAACGAAUAAUUCAAAUGGAGGAAGCAAUAAAAAAUCGUGAUUUUCCAUCUUUUGCUCGUCUAUCUUGUGCAGACAGUAAUCAAUUUCACGCAGUCUGCCUUGAUACAAGCCCCCCUAUAUUCUACAUGAAUGACACAUCUCAUAGGAUAAUCAGUUGUGUUGAGAAAUGGAAUCGUUUUGAAGGAACCCCUCAGGUGGCUUAUACAUUUGAUGCGGGGCCAAAUGCAGUUCUCAUUUCUCAUAAUAGAAAGACUGCUGCCCUCCUGCUCCAGAGACUGCUCUUUCAUUUUCCUCCUAACUCAGAUACUGACUUGAACAGGUACCUUUCUCAAUCUGGAAUUUCUCCAUCUGGAGUCUCUACGUUAAAAAUGUUUCCAACA
Olea europaea var. sylvestris is the source of this 442-nucleotide messenger RNA. RefSeq names its product diphosphomevalonate decarboxylase MVD2, peroxisomal-like. The record is from RefSeq and is a predicted model, not a curated record. The annotation marks the transcript as partial. Gene Ontology annotation, cellular component: cytosol. Gene Ontology annotation, molecular function: diphosphomevalonate decarboxylase activity. Gene Ontology annotation, biological process: isopentenyl diphosphate biosynthetic process, mevalonate pathway. The transcript is spliced from 4 exons. NCBI's taxonomy places the organism in Eukaryota, Viridiplantae, Streptophyta, Magnoliopsida, Lamiales, Oleaceae.